This is a messenger RNA of Brassica napus (rape), 959 nucleotides long. RefSeq names its product beta carbonic anhydrase 1, chloroplastic. Lineage: Eukaryota; Viridiplantae; Streptophyta; Magnoliopsida; Brassicales; Brassicaceae. The record is from RefSeq and is marked provisional. Gene Ontology annotation, molecular function: carbonate dehydratase activity; zinc ion binding. Gene Ontology annotation, biological process: carbon utilization.
AUGGCGACCGCUCCUCUCUCCGGCUUCUUCCUCACCUCUCUUUCUCCUUCUCAGCCUUCUCUCCAAAAACAGACUCUUCGUUCUUCUCCCACCGUGGCUUGCCUUCCCUCAUCCUCUUCUUCCUCCUCCUCCUCCUCCUCCUCUCGUUCCGUUCCAACACUUAUCCGUAACGAGCCCGUUUUUGCCGCUCCUGCUCCUAUCAUCACCCCUUACUGGAGCGAAGAGAUGGGUAGCGAAGCAUACGAAGAGGCCAUUGAAGCUCUCAAGAAGCUUAUUAUCGAGAAGGAGGAGCUAAAGACUGUUGCGGCCGCUAAGGUGGAGCAGGCCACGGCAGCACUUCAGACAGGUACUUCCUCCGACAAGAAAGCUUUCGACCCCGUCGAAAACAUUAAGCAAGGCUUCAUCACUUUCAAGAAGGAGAAAUACGAAACCAACCCUGCUUUGUACGGUGAGCUCGCCAAGGGUCAAAGUCCUAAGUAUAUGGUGUUUGCUUGUUCCGACUCGCGUGUGUGUCCAUCGCACGUUCUCAACUUUCAGCCAGGAGAGGCCUUCGUUGUCCGUAACAUAGCCAACAUGGUUCCUCCUUUUGACAAGGUCAAAUACGGUGGAGUUGGAGCAGCCAUCGAAUACGCUGUUUUGCACCUUAAGGUGGAGAACAUUGUGGUGAUAGGACACAGCGCUUGUGGUGGGAUCAAGGGACUUAUGUCUUUUCCUUUGGAUGGAAACAACUCCACUGAUUUCAUAGAGGACUGGGUCAAAAUCUGUUUACCAGCCAAGUCAAAAGUCAUAUCAGAACUUGGAGAUUCAGCCUUUGAGGACCAGUGUGGCCGAUGUGAAAGGGAGGCAGUGAAUGUUUCACUAGCAAACUUGUUGACAUAUCCAUUCGUGAGAGAAGGACUUGUGAAAGGAACCCUUGCUUUGAAGGGAGGUUACUAUGAUUUUAUAAAGGGUGCUUUUGA